Messenger RNA from Letharia lupina, 759 nucleotides. RefSeq lists its product as uncharacterized. The record is from RefSeq and is a predicted model, not a curated record. NCBI's taxonomy places the organism in Eukaryota, Fungi, Ascomycota, Lecanoromycetes, Lecanorales, Parmeliaceae. Bases 1 to 759 code for a protein of 252 amino acids. The transcript has 2 exons.
AUGCGUCAAUUUGACCCCCGAAUUACCAGCAUCUCAUUCUGCGGAAAGAAAUUUGCCCGCAACCAGGUCAUGGAUACCCCCACCAGCGCUUCCAACAUAGACACGUGGCGACCAUCCUGGGAGCGAGAGCCUCAAAUCAACGAUCUUCUCAGACCCUAUAGCACAGCGGCUGUAGUCUACGAUGGGAACAGACUUCGGCCAGAACUCUGGGACAUCUGCAAUGGAUGCAUUCUUUGGCUGCCUCCAAAAGCAGACAUCAGUAAUUAUCUGGAUUCCAGUCUAUCCGACCAGGAUCCAGGCUUCUUCAACCAUCCGAUUCUCGUCCUCAACAUUGACAUCACCGGUCCCCGAAACGCCACGGUCCAAUUUGCAACAAUGACAAGACUAGGCAACCGAUUUCGGGAACGCAUGGAUGCCUCUCAAUGGGAUGCAUACAUCCCCGUAUCUCCAGCAAGCCCCCAUCCAAACAGUGGCUUAUUGCUUCGCCUCGAGAAUGAGAAGCCUAAGCGGGGCAUGGUAGACAACUGCUACGUUUCCAUCCGCGAAGGGGUAUCCAGCCUGGACUACAGGGCGCUUCGGUGUUACUCGGCCGCUCAGAAGGCCGACGGCUAUCGGCAUCGUCUCAAGGAAGAAUCUUUUGAUCAGGUGAUGCGUGAGCUAGGCCGUAGCCCGAGCGCGUGGAUUGAGACUGCGGCCUUGUGGGAGGAGUUUCUUCAAAAGCGUGUUCCUGCUCAGACGGAAAAAGCGUUUGAUGGAUAA